AGAGCUUGGGCACACAGACGCAGACGGGCCGUGAUGCCGCGCUGUUUGGGGAUAAAUGCCUUCACUUGGGGCUGCGGGGCUUCAGAGCAUGGGCAGGCUGCGGACAGAGAGCAGGGAGCUCACACAUGCACGCCCACGUGCACGCACGCACACGCACUGUGGAUGCACAACAGGCUGCACUGUGUGAAUGACUGUUGACAUCAGGCUGGUGGUCUGCACGCUGGAUCUGCUGUGUAGGGCAGGAUUUUCAGCCCAGUGCUUGCGAUGGUUAAAAUGUAGGCUGAUCUUUUCGACCCGCUCGUGGAGAAAGACGUCUGAAGAGGCAUCUGAAGUUUUCUGAAACAGAAAACAUUUUGAAUAAAUCGUGUCGGCUGGUGGUUUCUCGGUGAAUCAAGGACAGAACUAGUCCCCCCGCAGGAUCCCCAUCAUGGAUGUCCUAUUGGAUGGGAGCCACCCGGCGACUCUCAGAGCUCUGCUGCUGGCAUGUGUGACUCUGCUGAUCUCCCUCCACUUGUGGCGGUGGCUCUUGAAGCGGUCGAGCCGCUGCCCGCCCGGUCCGUUCGCCUGGCCGCUCAUCGGGAACGCUGCGCAAAUUGGCAAAACGCCGCACUUGUAUUUUACGCACCUGGCGAAGAAAUACGGCAACGUCUUCCAGAUUAAACUCGGCUGCCGGACCGUGGUGGUGCUGAACGGGGAGUCCAUCAAACAGGCGCUGGUGAAGCAGGGGAUGGAAUUUGCCGGCAGACCCGACUUCACCUCCUUCCAGUUCAUCGCCAACGGGGACGGCCUCGCGUUUAACACCAUCACGGACUGGUGGAAGAUGCACCGCAGAGUGGCUCAGUCCACGGUGCGGUUGUUUUCCACCGGGAACCUGCAAACCAAAAAGGCUUUCGAGCACCACGUCCUCUGCGAGGUCAGAGAGCUGCUGGAGCUGCUGGUGAAGAAAACCAAGGCGCACCAGUACUUCUCGCCGAUGACAUAUCUCGUGGUGUCCACGGCCAACAUCAUGAGCGCGGUGUGCUUUGGGAAGAGGUACUCCUACGAGGACAAGGAGUUUCGACAGGUGGUGGGCAGGAACGACCAGUUCACGCAGACGGUGGGCGCAGGGAGCAUAGUGGACGUGAUGCCCUGGCUCCAGUACUUCCCAAACCCCAUCAAAACCAUAUUCGACAACUUCAAGCAGCUCAACCUGGAGUUUAGCACGUUCAUUCGAGAUAAAGUUAUUGAACACAGAAAGACAAUCCAGUCAAGCACCAUCAGGGACAUGACGGAUGCUUUUAUAGUGGCGCUGGACCAACUGAGCGAAAAAACAGGCCUCACAUUAGGGAAGGACUACGUGACCCCCACUGUUGGGGAUGUAUUUGGAGCAAGUCAAGACACCCUGUCAACUGCACUACAGUGGGUUUUCCUCAUCCUGGUGAAGUACCCUGAGAUGCAGGUGCGUCUCCAGCAGGAGGUGGACAAGGUGGUGGACCGCAACAGGCUCCCCUCCACCGAGGACCAGGUGCAGCUGCCGUUCGUCAUGGCCUUCAUCUACGAGGUGCUGCGCUACACGAGCUUCGUGCCACUCACCAUCCCCCACUCCACCACCACGGACGCCUCCAUCAUGGGCUACAACAUCCCAAAGAACACGGUCAUCUUCAUCAACCAGUGGUCCAUCAACCAUGACCCGGCCAUGUGGCCCCAUCCGGAGACCUUUGACCCCGAUCGUUUCCUGGACCAGAACGGAGCGCUGAACAAAGACCUGACCGGCAGCGUGCUCAUCUUUUCCCUGGGUAAGCGCCGGUGCAUCGGCGAGGAGCUGUCCAAAAUGCAGCUGUUCCUCUUCACGACCCUGAUGGCGCACCAGUGUCACAUCACCGGAGACCCAGCCAGACCACCCGAGCUGGACUACACCUAUGGUCUGACGCUGAAACCUAAGACCUUCCACAUAGCAUUGUCCCUGCGUGAGGAUCUGAGGCUGCUGAACGUGGCUACUGGGCAGGAACCUGCUCCAGAGGCCAAGAUCGAGCCCUCAUCAGACUCCUAAACAAAAACAAAUCAAAACUGUAACAAGCAAAAAAAAAAUGAAGGCUGACACACAUAAAGACUUAUGAACUGUAGCUCGUGUUCAUGGGCUGAAAACUGUAUUUCUAAGCUGAAAUCUCAGGCUAAAUUCUUAUCACUGAUCACUGACUCAUUUGCAAGUGUUAUAGUGCCGGGUGGGAACAGAUGGCAUCUGGGGACGUGGUGUAGUGCGGACACGCCACGUCUGCAUCUGACAUACCACUGAGUGUCACAAUAAGCAUCUUCUUUUGAUGGCUCAAGGUGGAGGACUGCAGUCAGCUUCAGCCUGACCUCACAGGAGCGUUGAAUAGCUGCUGUAACGCAGCCAAGUGAUUUUAGUGUGAAUACCACUGCUGCAAGAAUGUACUGAAAACAAGACAUCAUUAAGCUUACGGAGACGUCAUAGUGUUGCUUUCUAUGAACGUUUUUGCUGUCAGAUAUAAACAGCAACAACAUUGUAUCUCCAAUACGCCGGCCUUUCAGGAAUCCCUUUAAUUUCAACACAAUUUCUAUUUGUUUUAUUAAUGGGGUCCCCCCCCCCCCUACAAAAACAUUUUUAAUACAAUAUCAAAAAUACAAAAACACACAAAACAUGUGAUAUUUAAAGGUAAA
Molecule: messenger RNA, 2658 nt
Organism: Chelmon rostratus (copperband butterflyfish)
Lineage: Eukaryota; Metazoa; Chordata; Actinopteri; Chaetodontiformes; Chaetodontidae
Gene: cyp1b1
Product: cytochrome P450 1B1
Exons: 3
Coding region: 428-2029 (533 amino acids)
Biological process (GO): hormone biosynthetic process; progesterone metabolic process
Molecular function (GO): iron ion binding; oxidoreductase activity, acting on paired donors, with incorporation or reduction of molecular oxygen, reduced flavin or flavoprotein as one donor, and incorporation of one atom of oxygen; heme binding
Source: RefSeq, a predicted model, not a curated record